This is a messenger RNA of Laetiporus sulphureus 93-53, 1539 nucleotides long. RefSeq lists its product as uncharacterized. The record is from RefSeq and is a predicted model, not a curated record. The coding region runs from base 124 to 1359 and encodes 411 amino acids. Lineage: Eukaryota; Fungi; Basidiomycota; Agaricomycetes; Polyporales; Laetiporaceae. The transcript has a single exon.
CGCCGGUCGGCACUGGAAAGUCUCUGAUGUCCCCUGCGGCCUUCUUCCACUCGGUUGUGCCCAAAUCCCCUGCCCCCCGAGAGAUGGUGGAGUCUCCUGUGCUUAGGUAUAGAAUUCCGGCGAAUGAGACAAGCAUCGAUAGUCCGGUCACGACUACCGCGAACAGGCGAGCGACGAGCCAGCAGAUUCGCAGAAAACAUGUCCCCACGGCACUGCCGAUUGCCGAAGCCCCGCGAACGGAGGCUAUGCCACUUUCGCCUCUCCGGUAUAGUGUGCUCAGGUGAGUUCCUCCGAAGAUUAACGACUUAUUCUGGCUUAAAGGCUUCCAUUUGUAGCACAACAGGUAUUCCGGGUCUGUCACCGUUCUCGCCCCAUCUAUCUCUGUCGCCAAUCACUGUAGCGAAGGUGGAAGAGGGCAAACUUGCAAAACUCGAGAAGCUGGAGAGGCUGGCACUGUACGCCACCAUCAGCGUCCCGCAGGAGCUGGUAUAUCCUUCCUUCGGCCAAGUAGAGGAGAACGCGGAACAAAUCACAUCUUUUCUUGAUUUGUACCACUUGCAUUCCUUUGAUGACGCGAAUUUCUCAAACAAGCGAUCCGCCGCACAGCGAGAAGUCCUGAAUGGAGGCGCUUUGCUGAGUGCCAAUGGCGGCGAUGGCACGAGCUGGAGGGUGAGCCGGGGGAUUUACAGCGGGAAACGUAGGAGCCGCUCUGUGGAAGGCUUAUAUUCGCUCGACGAUGCGUCGGAGAUCGCAAGUCCGCGGCGUAGCGCAGGACUUCGGCCUCUCCAGUCUCCCUCAUAUCCCGCUCGUCCCACAACGAUUAUGAGUGCCUUCACGAUCCCGGAAUAUCUCAUCUCGCCCUCAAUCUACUCCGAGGCAUCUGCUGAUCGCGAUAUCCACUUCGACGUCCCCAUCAUCGCGCCCCAGCACAGCCCAGGCAAGCUCGAGCGCAAACGCUCCAUCGCGCGUGCGAGACAGUCCAUCGUCGGCGCAGAUGCGAAGCUCAUGUCUCGCUUCCGCACGGAGUUCGGUACGCGUCCGCUCGAGUUCCCCCUGCCGCCGUUCCCAGCUCCUACAGGCCCAUUACCGUCUCCGCCCGUCUCGCCAUCAAUCCAAGACGUGCGAUCGCCCCGCGCGCCAUACUGGGUGAAGCGCUCGCUUCGUCCGCGAAGCCCCGCGCAAGCACAACAGCACCUCACCGUCGUUCAGGAGUCUUUCAUCAACUCCAAACGUACCUCGCGUGAUAGCGUUAACUGGGCGACUCCUCGUACUCGGAGGUCUGAACGACGGAUGGGCUGGGGAGGGCGUUGGAACCAAAGUUCCAUGGCUGGAGUGAUCGAGUCGCUGAAAGAAUUGUGAAGUUAGAGUAAGGGGGCAGGUUAGGUGGAGAUAUUCGCUGACAGCAUUAGUUCUAGUUGCUGAGUCAGAAAUUCUCACGAAAGUUUAGAACAUUCAUGUAGUGUCCCUAUGGUCCCUGGUCGACAACAUGACAUGAUCUGAUGCGCAUAUUUUCGCGAGGGAACGACGAGUGAGAUAUAU